AAUUUUGUGCAUAACGUUAUUGUCUGGUUAUUCAGUUUUCAAAGACUAACCAGGUUUUAGACCAAGCAACCUGAUAUUUUCUCAAGAUUUCUUGACUUCUUGACUUCUUGCCCUAAUGUCUAUUAUUAUACUCUUGUCUUUUAAAAAUUGAAACAUUUGUCUAAUCAAGUUGGAUUUCAAAAGUGUCAAUUUAUCAUUUUCAAAAGAUCUUGGUUCAUUGAACUAAUAGCUCGACAACAUUCACGAUUUGUCAGAUUACAGUGUGUACCAGAUUCUUGGACAAGAGACCAAGAAAAAUUAUACCUCAUUAUCUGGUAUUCCCGUUACCUGAUAUACAAUUACAGUCCCUUUUCAAGCCUUAUGCAACUGGACAAGUUCAAGUUUGUUGAUCUGUUAUUUUUAAUUGAUAUACGAGAUCAUAAUGUUUUGCCUACUUUUUAUUUCAAUGAAGACAGUUCCUAAUUAUCACACAACUAAAUAGGCACAAGAGAAUGGAAAAUUAACUUCAUUUCAGUUUUAAAUACAAUGAACUGAGUCCAUGAUGUUUAAAUACUGAAGAGCAUUAAACAAUACACCAAAAAUUAAAAACAAUCUAUGAUUAAUUGAUUGAGAUUUGCAAUUUUUCAAUCAACAGGUUUGUUAAUAAAUAAUUAUCGAGUCCAGGAUCCGAUCACUUUUCUGAUCAGUGAUCACUUAGCUUUUUAUCCAAAGAGUAUAACUCUUUGUUUUGAUCUUAUUACAUAUUAUGUAACAGUGUAUUCAAGACCGAAGAGUAAUCACGGAUUAAUAAUCAGUUUCGUGCUUUGAAACUUUAUCUCAGCGUUUGAUGAUUUGAUCAAUGAUCAAAAGUCAACGAAGUGCUUUUUUUAUACCAUAUAUGAUAUGUUUAGUCGCUGGUGGAGUACCGAUUUAUUUUAUGGAAGUGGCCAUCGGUCAAUAUUGGCAGGAAGGUGGAAUAACAGUUUGGCAAAAGAUUUGUCCCUUACUUAAAGGAAUUGGAUAUGGAACAUCAAUCAUCAGUUUCAUCUUGAAUAUCUAUUACAUUGUAAUAUUGGCUUGGGCCUUACUUUACCUGUAUUAUUCGUUCUCUCCAGUGCUUCCCUGGGCAACAUGUAACAAUCCAUGGAAUACUCCAAAUUGCUUCACAGGCAGUUCAGUUAACUCAGUUGUUCAAAAUACGUCUGCAGUAACUAAAGAUGCUGCAGUUGAAUUCUGGGAAAGAGAGAUUCUUCAAAUCUCGGAUGGGAUUAACUCUGUGGGUGGUUUACAACCAAAAUUGGUUAUCUCUUUGGCGGUCGCUUGGAUUCUGUGCUUCUUCUGUAUCUGGCGAGGAAUCAAAUCCACCGGUAAAUCAGCAUAUGUGACUGCGCUUUUCCCUUACGUUAUGUUGGUAAUCCUUUUCAUAAGAGGAAUAACACUGCCUGGUGCUGGUAAAGGAAUCACAUUUUAUAUGAAACCCGAAUUUGACAAAUUAAUGAAAGUUCAGGUAUGGAUCGAUGCUGGAACUCAAAUAUUUUUUUCAUAUGCAAUUGCUCUUGGAACCAUGACUGCUCUUGGAAGUUAUAAUGAUUUCCAUAACAACUUCUACCAUCAACUCUUCUUUGUUUGUUUCAUGAAUAGUGGGACAUCCAUUUUUGCUGGUUUUGCAAUAUUUUCAGUCCUCGGGUUCAUGGCUCACCAACAAGGUGUUGAUGUUGCCAAUGUUGCUGAUAAAGGACCUGGUCUAGCAUUCAUAGCUUAUCCUAAAGGAGUUUCAGUUAUGCCUGGAGCACCAAUUUGGGCAGUUCUUUUCUUUCUAAUGAUUAUACUUUUGGGGCUUGGAAGUCAGUUUGUAGCAGUUGAAGGCUUUGUCACUGCAAUUGUUGACAUGUAUCCACAAUUUUUACGGGUUGGACGUCGACGUGAAUAUUUCAUCUCAUUCAUUUGUUUUAUAUCAUUCAUACUUGGCCUUUCAAUGGUAACACGAGGAGGAAUGUAUGUCUUCCAGAUUUUCGACUUUUAUGGUGCAUCGGGAAUGUGCUUGUUAUGGAUGUCAUUCUUCGAAUGUGUUACAAUUGCUUGGCUAUAUGGUGCUGACCGUUUCAGGAAAAAUAUCAAAGAAAUGAUUGGAAUGGAAAUUUCAGUUUGGUUUAUUUGGUGUUGGAAAUAUUUAACUCCCUUAUUAACUGCAGCCAUUUUUAUUGUUUCAAUUUUCCUCCUUGAACCUAUCAAAUAUAACAAUACUUAUGUAUACCCAAGUUGGGCCAUAGCGUUUGGCUGGUUUUUAUCGUUUAGCUCAAUGAUAGCUAUUCCAGUUUACAUAAUUUACGCUCUCAUUGUGACUCCAGGUGAUUCAAUCAAAAAGAAACUUGAGAUAUUAAUGAAAAGGUCGCCAUCAUCAUUCCUUGAAGAUAAGAUGAAAAUGGCAGUAUCCAGCGAAAAACAUAAUGAUGCAAAGCAUAAAGUAGAUGACAUAACGAUUAGUCAAUUAUAGAUAAUUUAGAUUCUUUUUCUUAUAAUACAAUUACAAAAGAGUGAAACCUAACUUGAUAGAAUCAAACUUUUCCAAUUAGUUAGCUCAAAACAAAUCCCCAAAGAACAGUCCUAAGAACGAAAUUGCUUAAGUUCUAUCAAGUUAUGAUUUACUCUAAUGUAAUAUCAUUUUUUCAAUUCUUUUUAUCCUUCACUCUUCGUGAACAUUCAAUUAUUUCUUAAUCUUAUUUCGAUAGUAUUGUGAGCUUUGUCGGCCCUGGAGCCAGGCGGUUUUUAAGACGCCGCCAAGAUAUUGAGAUGUUUUGGUAUCGACUUGUGCUACCAUCUAGACAGUUAGAAAGAAAGUAUUGAAAUUAGAUAAAGUUUUUUGCAACUCUCAUGAUUAUAGAAUUUGUUUCUUUACUCAAUUAAGCUUUUCUAAUAAAACUCUGUUCAAAACAAGUUUCAA
Molecule: messenger RNA, 2920 nt
Organism: Tetranychus urticae (two-spotted spider mite)
Lineage: Eukaryota; Metazoa; Arthropoda; Arachnida; Trombidiformes; Tetranychidae
Source: RefSeq, a predicted model, not a curated record